AACGCCGCAGUCCGUCCAUCCGUACGUUGUUAUCGUCAUUGCCCGGGAGACUCCUGCGCGCGGGGAAGCAUGCUGGCCUGCACACGUCUGGCUUUGCUGGGACUCGUGCUGCUCUGCCAAGGCUUUGAGGAAAACGGCGGUGGCGACUCGUGUGACAACUUCACGGACCUCAACCUGUCUCACUGCUUCCUGGGAACCAGCCUGUACGUCCGCCUGCUGCUGUACACUCGCGCCAACCCGGCGUGCGGGCGCGAGCUGCACCACCAGCGCUUUCCCUCUGAGCCGCUUUUUAACCUCUCUCGGCCCACCGCCUUCGUCAUCCACGGCUACCGUCCCACCGGAGCGCCGCCUGUGUGGAUCGACCACCUGGUGCGUCUGCUGGCUGAGCGGCGGGACGUCAACGUGAUCGUGGUGGACUGGAACCGCGGGGCCGCCAACCUCAACUACCUCACUGCCGUGGCCUACACCAGGGAGGCGGCCCACAACCUGACGGGAUUUAUCAGGAGCAUGCAGGAGGAAGGAGCCUCACUGGACUCCAUGCACCUCAUCGGCGUGAGCCUUGGAGCGCACCUCGCCGGCUUUGUGGGCGCCAACCUGAAGGGAAAAAUCGGACGCAUAACAGGUUUAGACCCGGCCGGGCCUCUCUUCACUAGUGCCACACCAGAUGAGAGGCUGGACCCGUCGGAUGCCAUGUUUGUAGACGUGCUGCACACUGACAUGGACUCUUUUGGCCUGCGGGGGGCUCACGGUCACAUUGAUUUCUACGCCAACGGCGGGGCCGACCAACCUGGCUGCCCCAAAACCAUCUUUGCCGGAAAGUCUUACUUCGUGUGCGACCACCAGCGCUCCAUGUUCCUGUACCUGUGCGCCCUCAACGGCACGUGCAGUCUGACGGCGUAUCCGUGCGCAUCCUACGCAGACUUCCUGGACGGGCGCUGUCUGCAGUGCGAGGCCUUCAAGCCUGCUUCCUGCCCGCAGCUCGGCUAUGAUGUCAUCCAGUGGCGGGAAAGUCUGUUGAAACUGGGACAGACCAAAGCGUUCUUCAGCACCACGGCCUCGCACCCCUACACCAAGCUGAAUUACAGAGUGGACAUGGUGACGUGGAACCAGUACCUCCGCUGGGGGGUGGUCUACAUCCGCCUGCACAGCGGCAGGAACGUCACCGAGGCCCGCAUCGACCACAAGCUUCUUCGCUUCGAGCAGUUCACAUCCACGCGUCUUCUGGCCCAGUUCGAUGAAGACCUGCCGCACGUGCACAAGAUCUCCCUGCGCAUCAACACGGGCAAUGUGAUCGGGCCUCGCUACAAGAUCAGACUGCUGCGAAUACGACUGACGCCGCUGGAGCGACCGCAAAGGCCGCUGAUGUGCCGCUUUGACAUCUUCAUGGAGGAGAACACGGAGGUGGCGUUCCGGCCGUUGUCGUGCGACUCUCGCCUCUAAUUUGACCGUGCGCUCGGCGUGUUUGACGACACACGCAGUGGGUGGAGCUACAACCCGGAAAGAUGCUCUGAUCUCAUAACAGGACCAAAAUGAACUUUGAAGACUUUUUUUUUUACCUCAACGACACUCAGGUACAAACUUUUGUUUGUGGAGAUUCUGUCAGCCUGGGUCCAUGCUACACUACAAAAAUUGAGGAAACUGCAUUCUCCUUGCUUGUCGAAGACGUUUCACCUUUAAUCCAAAAGUCAAACUCCGAAUUGCGACGUUCCGGCAAAAUUGGCCUGAUGACCCCUAAAAUCUUAAAAAAAUUAAAAAAAGGGGGGGGGGGGCUCUCACACAAUACUCCAUUCUGGUAAGUUUUUACUCUGUGCCUUUUAUCACUUGUGUUAUGUUUCAUAUUGACAUUUACAAACAGCACACAAAGGAUGAAGUGAAAGUUUUUUUUUAUUAUUAUUAUUAUUGUCACAACAGAUCAAAAUAAAAUCUGUCCACACCUUAUCGUUCCAUCUCUCACGCGUAC
Messenger RNA from Hippocampus comes (tiger tail seahorse), 1960 nucleotides. RefSeq names its product lipase, member Ib (gene lipib). The record is from RefSeq and is a predicted model, not a curated record. The transcript is spliced from 10 exons. Gene Ontology annotation, biological process: lipid catabolic process. Lineage: Eukaryota; Metazoa; Chordata; Actinopteri; Syngnathiformes; Syngnathidae. Gene Ontology annotation, molecular function: glycerophospholipase activity. Bases 70 to 1440 code for a protein of 456 amino acids.